AUGACCAACACAGAAUAUACCGCUAUUGACGACGUUUGGGGAACUACUGAUGAUGAUGAAGAUCAAACUACGUAUGAUAGAAGAUUAGCUGAGAAGGAGUGGGAAAAGAUACAGGAAGAUCACGGCAACAUUGGCUAUAAAGAAGGCAUUGUGGAAGGGAAAGAAGUGAACAUGCAAAGAGGAUUUGAUACCGGCUAUCUCGAAGGUUUCUCUAUUGGCAAGGAAAUCGGAAGACUUCGUGGUCUUGUUAGCUGUCAGGUACUUUUCUAUGAACAAAUGGUGAAACAUGAGGAAGCCGUUAAAGAAUUAAAAGCGUUAUUUGAUGAAAUUGAUAAAGUGGGAGUCCAGCAUAUCUUCAGUGUAGAGUAUUUCCGUGAUAAUGGAAUAGAAGAUAACGAGAAUUAUGUUGCUCCCAAGACAUUUGUGCAAAAUCUUGAGGAAAAAGUUUUAUCUACGCUUAAGGACAUUCAAUCAAGAUAUCUGUAG
This is a messenger RNA of Mycotypha africana, 486 nucleotides long. RefSeq lists its product as uncharacterized. Bases 1 to 486 code for a protein of 161 amino acids. NCBI's taxonomy places the organism in Eukaryota, Fungi, Mucoromycota, Mucoromycetes, Mucorales, Mycotyphaceae. The transcript has 3 exons. The record is from RefSeq and is a predicted model, not a curated record.